CAAACAGACGCUUGUGUGAACAAAUAAACUCGUAGAACUCAUUCAAACUAACACAACGAAGCUCAAACUAUGUGUUUGACGUGAUUUGUUUGUGUUCGUUUCGAGGAUAAAGCGCGCUGUAAAGUGUCGCGCUAACUUUAAGCUAGCUCCGAGGAACCGCCUCCUGCCCGUGACGCCAUGAACGUAGAAACCCCGCGGGGGGUGAGAGCACGGAGGGCUGGGGACUGAACCCUCCUCGGCUCGGCGGUGGUUUGUUGUGGUGAGUGUGUACCAUGGUGACAGAGGCUCCAGCAUCUGUUCACUUUAGUUUAGCGGUUUUCACGGCAACAGAGGAGCGACCCCUGCUGCUGCUGCUGCUAGAGUGUGUAAAUCUGCCACCGUGUGUCCUCAGAGAGAGAGAGCUGCUUAAUUCCUUCCAUCUGGCAAAUGAGAUAAACCCAUUGGAAUAAACAGGGGGGAGGAGCAGCAGGAACAGCAGAGGCAUCUCCUCGUCCUCAGGACUGACAGAUGGGUCCUCAUCCUCGUCUGAACCUCAGCACUGACCUGCAGUCUGCACAAAAUCAACAUGUGACAAGUUCCACGCUGCGUUCAGAUUCAUGAGGAUGAAGAUAACGGGCGCAGGUGAAGCCGGAUGAGGAGGAGUUUGCUCCUGUCGCAGCCGCAGACGAGCCAUGUGAAGAAUUUGUGACUAUGUCACAUCACCAGUCUCCUCAUCCGCCAGGGAUCGACGCGGAAACGUUUCCAAACAUGGACAUCGCAGAGAGCCUCGGAAGUCUUGAGUCCAGUCUUCUCGAAUCUGAAGAUGAGGAGGAGCUGCAUCUGGAGUCUUUCACGGCGCCGGUCUUCACAGACAAACCAAAAGUGAUAAAGUCCGGCAAGCGGGCGUCUCCUGAUGCUUCCUCACGUCAAGAGCCGAGGACACCUGGAGCCACGAUAAUGAAGUCUGACUCGCUCAGAAACUUGUGUCUUCGUAAGACGCCAGACUUCUCCAAAGUGCUGCCCAGAGUCCACGUCCCCAAAGACAGCAAACCUAGCGUGUGCAGACGCCCGUCAGCGAGGGAAUCCCCGUCUCCCGAGCUCCACCUGAACCCGGCCGACUACGUGAAAGAGGCCCUGCUGAACACCUCUGACGUCGUCUCCAACCCCAAGGUGCAGAAGACCAUCAUCACGCUGGUCGAGCGGCUGCAGGAAGACUACAGCAAGCUGCUGAUUAAACAUGCAGAAGCGGAAAACACCAUCGAUCGUUUGCGUUUUGGAGCUAAGGUGAACCUGUUCUCUGAGCCUCCGAAGCCGAGCUGCUCGGUGCCGUCAGAGCUGAGUCAGCACGCGUCCAGGUCCAUGACGCUGGACUUUCCUCAGGCUCAGAGACCGGAGCUCGGCUCAGCUUCUCCUCAGACAAACGGACACGGCGCCGAGCCGAGUUUGUUCUCCGAUACGUCAGCUCUGAGUUCUUCAGCUCAUCACGGCCUCAACAUGGGACAACACGCCGCUCAGACUCUCCACAAUCAGGCUGCCAAGUUCUUACAGCAGCUGCUCACCUUUGAGGAUCUCCUGAAGACCAAAACACCUCCACCGUUUCAACAGAUGAAGGGUCUCUUACAUCUCUUUGAAGAGCUCAACUCUUUGGAAAUGGGCUACCUGUUGGCGAGGGACGAGCACAAACUACAGCAGCAGUGCGGGGACGACGUGACGCCAUUUGACUGUGAACGUGACCUGGAGGAGCAGAUCCACCAGUUCCGACUCCAUGCGGAGGAGCUGAAGGAGCAGGUGGAGCAGACGCUGCACAACAAACCCACCUGUGAGACUCCGCCCUCUCCACCUCCUCAAUCCUCACCUUCUUACGUUCACCCAGAGGGGGAGGAAACCCGGGGGCAUCCACAGAUCUCACCUGUGUCAGGAGCAGCUGAAUCAGACGGUCAGGAGUCUGCUGUCAGCAGCAGCAGCAGCAGCCCACAGUGGAGCUGCACGUCCUUUUCACCGUCACACGGAGCCGCCGCCGCCGCCGCUGCUGCCACCGCCGCUCAGUCCACCUCACCGUCCGUCCAUCGUCAACAUCACCACAUUUGGGCGGAGCUGAGAAAGUCGAACAGCAGCAGUCUGAGCAGCCUGGCAGAGAUUCCUGCUCCUGAGAGGAGGGAGAGCAAACUCCAGCCCGGGAGCAUCAGAACAGCGCCUCCUCAGGACGGACUCAUCUCUCCAGAGAUGGACAGUGGCUUCGUCGGUUCAGAGAGCAGCCGUGUGACUCCCGCUGCAGCUCACAGUCCUCUCCACCAGAUGGCAUCACAGAGGGAUCUGGAGCAGCUGAUCUGUCACGCACGACUGUGUACGAAGAACCUGAUGGAGAUGAUGGAAGGCAAGAUGCAGGAGGAGUCCGCCUGUGAGACUCCGCCCACUCCACCUCCUCCUCCUCAGUCCACACCGCCUUCGUCCGCUGUUCCCUCAGAGGCUGAAGAAGCGCGGAGGUUUUCACACGUUCUUCCUCCUCCUUACGCGUCUCUGAAGGUCGGCCCAGGAAAGACUGAGUCAGACGUUCAGGAGUCGUCCGUCGUCAUCAGCAGCGUCAGCAGCAGCGUCGGGUCCAACCCAGCGUCACACAGAACCUCUGUUCACUCCACGUCACUGUUCACUCACCCUCACCCUCACCCUCAACCUCAACCUCAACCUCAUUCUCAUCCUCGUUCUCGUCCUCGUCCUCGUCCUCAUGCUCAUCCUCACCACGUUCAGAGUUCAGAGAUGAGAGAGUCGCCGAGCAGGAGCAGGUCUCGCCACCAGAUGGCGUCACAGAGGCCUGACGAGAGAAGCUGGAGCGACGAGUUCAGUGAAAUCAGACAAACGUCCUGGACGCCGCUGAAAACCUCCAGCGUGGUCAGACCGAAAACCCCACAGAGUCGAAUGUCUGAAAACAGUCAGAGUGACUCGUUCACCAAGUCCUUCAACUCCCUCUACAGCUCCCACCUAAGCUCCGCCCUCCCGACACCGCAUCGCCAUGGUGAUUCUCUCAGAACUACAGCAUCCAGACAGGUGGCAAAUCAUGAACCCGAGGAAAUCUGUUCGAGCGAUGAAUUCAAUGAACUCAGGCGAACUGCUCGCACGCCGCCGAAAGAAUCUCAUACAGUGGGACAGAAAACGCCACAGCAUCACAGAGGCAAGCCGAGGCUGGCAGUUUCUUUUAUGCAGCCGUCCACGUCGUCGUCGCAGUCCCAGCCUCAGAUGAACAAGGGUCUCCACUCGUCUCCUCCUGCUGCACCAGCAGAUGAAACUGACAGCAGAAAUCGUCAAGCUCCACCAUUUUGUGUUGAAUGUUCAGCACAUCGACGAUCUGAACGACAAGUUCGAGGAAACAGGACGUCGCCUUCCUCCUCCUCCUCCUCUUCGUCUUCCUCCAGCUGUCUUCGAUGUCCUCGCUGUGGACGCCUUCAGCCGCACAGAGACACAGAACCAGACUCUCGCAGACGCCCUGAAUCGCGCACACACACACGCUGCCAAACUGCGGAGUCGCCCGACGGAACGACAAGGAGCCGACGCGCCGUAGCUCCGCCUCCACUGCCACACUGCAUGAUCGUGGGUCAACCUUUACUCGUGUACCCACUGCCCGUCCACGUUUCUCCUAGCAGCAACAGCCCGGGUUCAUCACCAGGGGUCACCAGAGGUCACGACGUAAGCCGCUUGCCGCCGCCGCCGCCCGUGGAUCAGCUGAGCUCUCUGGACUCUUCUCUGAACAGAGCCAUCAGAGCGGCUCGACGCAUGAGACACACGUCCAGACACAUGGCUCACUCUCAGGCUCAGGGACUGCACUAUCACAAAUUGCUGAGUCAUUCCUGAAGCCCCGCCCCCUCAAGCAACAAGCCUUCAAAGAUAAUUUUUUUUUAUUGGACAAUUUCUGACUUCUUAUGGACCAAACACAUUGAUGAUGAUAUUUAAUGUGAGUCAAUGCCUUAGUUUCUACAUUUAUUUAGUUUCUCAGGGGUGCACGGAUCUGUGGUAAGCACCAGUGCCUCACAGCAAGCGGGUUCUAGGUUUGAAUCCCGUUUCGACUGCCGUGUUGUUCUUAUCUCAACAAAGGUGCUAAAAUCAUGCAGGACUGUAGAUCAGUUUCAUUGAAAAUGUUGUUAAUCAUAUUGAUUUUCUAACUUCUGUUCAAAUAUUGUGGUUGUCAUGAGUUAAAGGGAUAAUUCAGGGUUUUUUAGGUGUGUUUGCAUGAGGCAUUGACUCACACAUUCAGAGCUGAAGCCACCGAAAAACAAACACAUUUUAGCAAAAUCGUUAAAAUCAAAUCGCUCUGGCACCAAAGUCCAUAGAGAAAACCAGCAUUUUUAGCUUGUGGGUGACACAGGAGCUGCUGUUCGUCUGCUGCCUCGUGUGGUCAGUUUAUGUCACUCAGCUGAUUCUGAGCAAAUGUUUUCAAACGAAGACGUUACAAUAUAACACAUUUGAUUUUACUGAUGGAAGCAACAGUGGAUCAACGACUCCUCCUGUGUGCUGUGAUGUAAAAUCACUGGUUUUCUCUGUGGGGUUUGGUGUGAGGACAAUUGAUGGAUUAAUGGUGAGUUUUACUUGUGUUCCCAUGCAGGGGGCGCUCACCACACUUGUGUGUCGUCAGUGCCUCACACCAACACAAUUCAAAAAGACUUUUUUAUUUAGAGGCAUUUGUUGAUCAUGUGAUUAUAUUUUUGAUAAUUAUGUGCCACAUUUGUGUGCAGUUUGUAGAAAGAACUUUGCUCAGGAUUUUGUUUGUAUUUUACUUGUUUAUGACAUAAAACUGUGACUCUUUAUGAACGUUGUUAUAUGUCCAUACAAUCCAGAUAUUUUUGAACAA
Molecule: messenger RNA, 4816 nt
Organism: Solea senegalensis (Senegalese sole)
Lineage: Eukaryota; Metazoa; Chordata; Actinopteri; Pleuronectiformes; Soleidae
Gene: akna
Product: AT-hook transcription factor
Exons: 21
Coding region: 691-3822 (1043 amino acids)
Biological process (GO): epithelial to mesenchymal transition; neuroblast delamination; neuroblast division in subventricular zone
Cellular component (GO): centrosome
Source: RefSeq, a predicted model, not a curated record